AUGGCGCUAGCCGCUAGGUGUGAGAGCGGCGUGGGCGUGCUCCGCCACCUGCCCGGCGCCGCCGUCACGCCGCUAGCGCUGGCCGCCGCCGGCGCCGCCGACCUGCUGGGCGGCGUGCGGGCCCACCUCGCGCCGCACCACGCGCGCGACCACGCCGACAAGUGGCGCCCCUACGCGCCGCCCUCAGGUAGACACACUACAACUAGACAAGUCACGCCGCUAGCGCUGGCCGCCGCCGGCGCCGCCGACCUGCUGGGCGGCGUGCGGGCCCACCUCGCGCCGCACCACGCGCGCGACCACGCCGACAAGUGGCGCCCCUACGCGCCGCCCUCAGGUAGACACACUACAACUAGACAAGUCACGCCGCUAGCGCUGGCCGCCGCCGGCGCCGCCGACCUGCUGGGCGGCGUGCGGGCCCACCUCGCGCCGCACCACGCGCGCGACCACGCCGACAAGUGGCGCCCCUACGCGCCGCCCUCAGGUAGACACACUACAACUAGACAAGUCACGCCGCUAGCGCUGGCCGCCGCCGGCGCCGCCGACCUGCUGGGCGGCGUGCGGGCCCACCUCGCGCCGCACCACGCGCGCGACCACGCCGACAAGUGGCGCCCCUACGCGCCGCCCUCAGGUAGACACACUACAACUAGACAAGUCACGCCGCUAGCGCUGGCCGCCGCCGGCGCCGCCGACCUGCUGGGCGGCGUGCGGGCCCACCUCGCGCCGCACCACGCGCGCGACCACGCCGACAAGUGGCGCCCCUACGCGCCGCCCUCAGAUCCAGCAGAGUAAGAAGAAAACGGUUUAUGGUGACGUACGGCUCAUUGGAAUACGAGAAUUUAUAUUAGUCACACCUAGAUGCUUCUGUUUACAUUAUAAAAACAAUUCAGUUAGCUACGUGUCUUUUUACCACUUGUUAAUAAUUAGAUACUACGGUCACAAAAAAAAUCUUAAUGAAACAACUCCUAAAAGCACGUUAGUUCUUUAUUAGCAAGUAGUAAAACUGGUUUAAGUGUAGAAACUCUAAAUAGGCUAUAAUUUCACUUUAAUUCGCAUAAAUUGAUUGAGGCACUCUUCAAAUGGCGGCUGUUGAAUGUAGAAAAUGAUAUUAUAAUAUCAGAAGUUCAGAACGUAAAUAAACAAACUUCCACUUUACUGUAGUGGUUUAUAAUGUGAUGUAUUUUUAUAAGAAGAGUUAUAAGCUGUAAAGGCAUUUGGUACAAAAUUUUGUAUGAACAGCUAUACUUUUUUCUGUGAUCAAUUUCUCACCCUUUUAAAAGUAUCUAUAAAGCAGAUUUAUACUUUUUCCGUAAGGCCAAUAAGUUGUGAUCUUAUAACAUGAUACAAACGACUUCUACGAUGCUAUAUCAUUCUAUAGUUUUUGGAAAUGUCAACGAGUCUUACAGAAUUACUGUUUGUCCAUAAAAUUUUGGUUUACAGCUUUAUCACGGCCUAAUGACCAAACAAUUUUGAGAAUGUAAUCCAUGACCAAUUACAAUCGUCGUAAGAAUGAUUUUGUCGCGAUGUUUUGGUCAUUCACUUACUUACUCCUAGAAAGUCAUUGGUUACAAAAUUGUGGUAACGCUAAAACUCCUAAUUUAAGUGUUGCAACUCGAUACUUUAAUGAUAACUGUUGUUAUGGCGUGUCUGCUCUUUAGAAGAAACAAGCAUUUAUAUUCGCAAAUUUCAAUUUUUUUUAAAGAAAACAGACCUCGAUAUAUUAGCUUUCGUUUCCUGAAGACUAGUUCAAUUUAAAAACUCCAUUUUUAUCGUGGCAUGUUUGUUCUAAAGUCCAUAUACACGCCCUUGUACUGUGUUCAACUUUGUUUCGUUUAAAGAUUUUACCAAUUAAUUAACGAAAGCGGGCAUGAAACGGGAAACAUGCUUUGCCUUCUCGAGACUGGUGCUUAUUUGAUUAGCAUUUUAGAGCAUUUAGUGGCAUAUUGUGUAGUCUAAAACGGAUGUAAAUAUUUUACAUAAUUGACGGGGACGAGAUGUCGGGUGCCAUGACAGGAAGGUAAAAUUAAUUAAAUAUUUAUCUCCUUUUAUAAUGCCAAAUGUAAUCGAAAUAAACGAAAGAAAAUUUAAAAACAUUUUUAUACUGAUGUAUUAGUGGAAAUGAUGUACACAUCCCAAUGCAUACAGUAAAAUAAGAAUUUUAUAA
Messenger RNA from Ostrinia furnacalis (Asian corn borer), 2161 nucleotides. RefSeq lists its product as uncharacterized. The transcript is spliced from 2 exons. Gene Ontology annotation, biological process: glycophagy; reticulophagy; autophagy of peroxisome. Bases 1 to 789 code for a protein of 262 amino acids. Gene Ontology annotation, molecular function: phosphatidylinositol-3-phosphate binding; protein-membrane adaptor activity. Lineage: Eukaryota; Metazoa; Arthropoda; Insecta; Lepidoptera; Crambidae. Gene Ontology annotation, cellular component: phagophore; phagophore assembly site. The record is from RefSeq and is a predicted model, not a curated record.